CAAAAUUUCCCGCCUUUUCGAAAAUGUAAAACACAUUUCCCAGCUAAAGGUACCUGAAAAGAAAAACAAAACCAAGCCUUUUUAGUUUUAGGGUUCACACCAUUGUCCACUUGUUCUUUUCGAAACUCAGACCACGCCGGCAAAUGUCGACCUGGCAGAUAUUCUCCGACGCCAGCAACGAUUUCCGGUGGGAACCCUCCGAUCGAGACCUCCAAAUCAAACCCGACGAUGAUUCACCAAAUGGCAGAAGCACUCGUCUCCCUUCAAUGUCCGAUCUCGCUCUCCAAGGAUGUGCGAAACUUCUGGAGAAUCGCAGCGAAGGAUUUGGGAGUUCUCCGAUGUUCCGAACCGGGUCGGGGAAAUCGGUUGCGGUGAAACAGUCUUCGUUAGCGAAGGCCUUAUCGGUUCUCGGCGACGAUGCGGAGACCAAUUCAGGUCGGGUGCUAGCUAGAGAUAAUGGAUGUGGUUCUGCAAAUUCUCUCUUCCAGACAGGCUCAGGGAAAAUGGUCAAUAUAUCUUCAGACGGCCUUGUUAGAGCCAAGACAUUGUUGGGAUUGGAAGAAGAUAAUGAUAAUUGUGUUUUUCAAGGCCUUCAACAUUCAGUGAAGCCGUGUAACACCAAUGGAUCAUUUGGAUGGAAAAGUUCAUCUGAUAUGGAAAUGAGAGAGGGUGUGAACAAUUGUGAGAUUAAGAAUUUCACAUCAGUUACAGGGUCUUCGUUAGUUUCUAAGAUUGGUUUAGAAGCAACUAGGUUGACAAAUCAGGAAAAUCCAAAUCUUAUGCAACCCGAAAUGUAUAAUUCAGCUCUCAAACCACCUCCAAUCAAGUUCCAUACUGCAGGUGGAAGAUCUAUUUCUGUCUCUAGUGAUGCACUAAAACGUGCAAGGAGUCUUCUUGGUGACCCAGAAUUGGGAACUUUCUUGAAUGAAGGGGAUGGAAAUGAUUCAGUUUUUUCAUUUUCAAAGGAGACAAGAUUCAAUGGCGCUUCUUCAAAUGACGGAAAUGAUCCUUGCACUCCCUUUUCUUAUAAGGAAAUGGCAGAGAGUAAAAAUAUGUCGAAAAUUUUUGUGUCCCCGUUGCGAUCAUCUUCAAAUCAAGUGCGGUCGUCCGUCAAGUCAAAACAUAUUGUUUCUGGGAAUAACUUGAUCGAAGAAUUUGAUGCUGUUCAACAGGAAAAUGCUAGUGGGUUAAAUAUUAAUGCGUCUUCUCUACAGAAGCCCCUAAGCAACAGCCAUGUUGAUCCUAAUACAGUGGCAAAAAGUUCUUUAUCAAAUGGUAUCAGUUCAAGGAUUAAUGCACCUCGAAAGUCACCAGCCAGGCCCUUGGUUGAUAUUUCAAAUACUAUUGUCACAACUUGCAAAAAUACUGGACAAAUGAAUAGCGUAAAGAGAAUACUAGGAAGGAGUUCUGUUUCUCCAUUCAAAAGGCCUCGUUCCAAAUUCUCCACCCCUUUGAAUAAGGAUGUUCCAUUUAUUUCCAAUGGAUUAUCUACUUUAGCAUCUGAUCAUUCAUGUUGCAAAAGAAGGAUUUCUGAACGAUACCCGUUUCAGAUGUCGAGAAUGUAUGUCAAGGAAUAUUUUAAAGUGCCUCUGUCAGAUCAGAAUAUGUUGGAUCUUUUGUCAGACCAGGUUCGAUGGAUGAAAUCAACUGAUGCAGAAAAGUACAUGUUUCAUGAUGUAUCUGGCUUAAAUGGCAUUGGACCAGAAGCUUUUCUCCACAUGCUGGCUCAGUCUGGAGCAUCCUUGCAAUAUGCUUCAAAAGAAUGGGUCAUCAAUCACUACAAGUGGAUUGUUUGGAAACUGGCAUGUUAUGAGAGAUGCUAUCCAGAAAUAGCUGCUGGAAAAUUCUUGACAGUGUCCAACGUGCUCGAGGAAUUGAAGUAUAGAUAUGAAAGAGAAGUCAAUCAUGGUCACUGUUCUGCAAUCAAGAGAAUUCUGGAAGGGGGUGCAUCACCUUCUUCAAUGAUGGUUCUAUGCGUUUCAGCUAUUUGCUCAAAUUCUGACCUAAAGAAUGAGACUUGUUCCGUGGCAGUAAUUGGGGCUGAAAAUAGUAAUGUGACUAAGGUUGAACUAACUGAUGGGUGGUAUGCAAUGGAUGCUGUACUGGAUGUACCACUGUCAAAGCAGCUUGCUGCCGGAAAACUGUUUUUGGGGCAGAAACUUCGGAUCUGGGGAGCAGGAUUAUGUGGCUGGCUUGCGCCUGUUUCACCCCUUGAGGUGUCGAGGACAGUUAGUCUGCUAUUGCACAUGAAUGGCACAUAUAGAGCUCAUUGGGCUGAUCGGCUGGGAUUCUGUAAAGGUGUUGGUUCUCCUUUAGCAUUUAGGUGCAUUAAGAGUAACGGUGGUCUAGUCCCUCAGACUAUAGUUGGAGUCACACGAAUAUACCCUGUCCUCUACAAGGAGAGGUUAAGUAAUGGCGGGUCUAUUGUCAGAUCGGAGAGGAUGGAGUGUAGAAUGGUGCAAGUAUAUGAUCAGAGGCGAUCUACUGUUGUAGAAGGCAUUGUUUCCGAGUUUCAAAGAGGCAUAAAAGGUUCACAUAUUUAUAAUGACUCUGACAGCGAUGAAGGAGCAAAUAUUUUAAAGAUACUUGAGACAGCUGCAGAACCUGAAGUUUUAAUGGCAGGGAUGAGUCCACAGCAAUUAACUUCUUUCACCACUUAUAAAGCAAAACUAGAGGCAACCAGGCAGUCAGACAUGGAGAAAUCAAUUGAGAAAGCUUUGGAAGAUUCUGGUUUAGGAGAGAGAGAAGUCACCCCAUUUAUGAGGGUGAGAGUAGUUGGAUUAAAUAAUAAAAUUUCUGACAGAAAGGACAGCCCUAAAGAAGGGUUGAUAACAAUCUGGAACCCAACAGAGAAGCAGCAAUAUGAACUGGUUGAGGGACAGGCUUAUGCUGUUUCAGGGCUUGCACCAAUUAAUUCUGAUGCACAUACCCUAUACUUGCAAGCAAGAGGAUCCACUGCCAAAUGGAAGCCUUUAUCUUCCCAAGAAACUGAACACUAUAAGCCAUUUCACAGUCCUCGGAAAGCAGUCUUAUUGUCAAAUUUGGGAGAAGUUCCUCUUUCCAGUGAAUUUGAUAUUGCUGUGGUCAUUGUGUAUGUGGGAGAGGUUUUUAAAGCUCCCCAUCAAAAGAAACAGUGGGUGUUUGUGACAGAUAGCUCCAUUUCUGAGUCGCAGUCAGAAGAAUUAUCCAAUUCUUUACUUGCCAUCAGAUUCUGCUCACCAUUCAUUGAUGAUGAUUCAUUCGCCCCAGUCAACUCUAAUCUUGCAGGAUCCACAGUUGGAUUCUGUAAUCUUAUCAAGAGAGCAAAGGACCAAAUGAAUCAUCUCUGGGUAGCAGAAUCUACGGAAAAUUCAAUAUACUCUCUGAAUUUUGAUUCUCGCCAUUGUUCUCACCUCAAAAAUGCAGCUGCCUCUGCUCAAAGAUGGGCAAAACUCUCUAGCUUGACUAUUGAUAAGCUUAGGGAGAAGGUUUUAUUAAUUAUUGGUGAUUGCAAAGGCUAGAUAAUGAAUGGAGCUGAUACAAAUCGGACUAGUUAUUUGUUUCUAAUCUAUGAUUCCUCCAUAUUGGUGCUGGUUCCAGUGCAAACUCAAUGGAUAUGGUGAGCACAUCAUUUGGAAUGCUUGAAAGACUUCAUUUUUUCUGCAGUGCAAUGUUCCAUGGAAGAAUGUGGAAAUAUUGCACUGUGUGCAGGGAUGUAAGUCAUUUUACUUCAGUUUUGAGCCAAUUGCCACAGUUUGAGAGGUUUUGGUUGAUUGAGCAUGUAUAGUUCUGGAAGUUGCAAAUGAAUUUUUCUUUCAGCAAGUCAAACCCAGUUAAGAUUCUGUAAAAUAUUCAGUAAGCAAUUUUGCGUUUAUACCAUUUUGGGUGGAGGGAAAGGCCUGGAGUGUAGAGCAAAUGUGAAAUUGCUGAGAUGGCUGAAGUUGGUCUAAUGUAUAGUCGGUAAAAUGGGUACCUUUCCCCAAUGGUCAAUGAAGAAGCUAUGUACAUAUAAUGAGAAAUUAUAAUGUUCGUUUGAUUCGAUA
Molecule: messenger RNA, 4022 nt
Organism: Quercus robur (English oak)
Lineage: Eukaryota; Viridiplantae; Streptophyta; Magnoliopsida; Fagales; Fagaceae
Product: protein BREAST CANCER SUSCEPTIBILITY 2 homolog B-like
Exons: 21
Coding region: 144-3500 (1118 amino acids)
Biological process (GO): double-strand break repair via homologous recombination; regulation of DNA-templated transcription
Source: RefSeq, a predicted model, not a curated record